Rhinopithecus roxellana (golden snub-nosed monkey) is the source of this 4623-nucleotide messenger RNA. It is a transcript of the gene ENGASE, whose product is annotated as endo-beta-N-acetylglucosaminidase. NCBI's taxonomy places the organism in Eukaryota, Metazoa, Chordata, Mammalia, Primates, Cercopithecidae. The transcript is spliced from 14 exons. Gene Ontology annotation, biological process: protein deglycosylation. Gene Ontology annotation, cellular component: cytoplasm. The record is from RefSeq and is a predicted model, not a curated record. Bases 133 to 2352 code for a protein of 739 amino acids. Gene Ontology annotation, molecular function: mannosyl-glycoprotein endo-beta-N-acetylglucosaminidase activity.
GGGCGGCUGGCCGGAGUCAGCUCGGAGUCCCGUCCUAGUGCGGCGUCAGCGCUGCGCACUUCCCAUUGGCCGAGCGCGGCGCGGGGGCGGGUCCGGGCCUGCGAUUGGCUCUCGGCGGGCGCGGACGGUGUCAUGGAGGCCGCGGCGGUGACGGUCACUCGGUCGGCUGCCCGGCGGCGGCGGGGGCGGCAGCUGCAGGAGGAGCAGGAGGAGCAGGAGGAGCAGGAACCGCGGCCGCGGCGGCGGCGGCGGCGGCAGGGGAGGAGGAUCAAAGAUGAGGAAGAAGAGACAGUCUUUCGAGAGGUGGUCAGUUUUUCCCAGGACCCCCUGCCAGUUAGAUAUUAUGACAAGGACACCACCAAACCUGUCAGCUUUUACUUGUCUUCGCUGGAGGAACUCUUGGCGUGGACGCCCCGCAUGGAGGAUGGCUUUAACGUGGCCCUGGAGCCCCUGGCGUGUCGCCAGCCCCCUCUGAGCAGCCAGAGGCCCCGGACUUUGUUGUGUCAUGACAUGAUGGGGGGAUAUCUGGACGACAGGUUCAUUCAGGGCUCGGUGGUGCAGACUCCCUAUGCUUUCUACCACUGGCAGUGCAUCGACAUCUUUGUGUACUUCAGCCACCACAGCGUCACCAUCCCCCCGGUGGGCUGGACCAACGCUGCCCACAGGCAUGGGGUCUGUGUGCUGGGGACUUUCAUCACGGAGUGGAAUGAAGGGGGAAGGCUCUGUGAAGCCUUUCUGGCCGGGGAUGAGCGUUCAUACCAGGCAGUGGCCGACAGGCUGGUCCAGAUCGCACAGUUUUUUCGUUUCGAUGGCUGGCUGAUCAACAUCGAGAACUCUCUGAGUCUGGCCGCCGUAGGGAACACGCCUCCUUUCCUGCGGUACCUGACCACACAGCUGCACCGGCAGGUCCCGGGGGGCCUGGUGCUCUGGUAUGACAGUGUGGUGCAGAGUGGGCAGCUCAAAUGGCAAGACGAACUCAACCAGCACAACAGGGUCUUCUUUGAUUCCUGCGACGGCUUCUUCACCAACUAUAACUGGCGGGAGGAGCACUUGGAGCGGAUGCUGGGGCAGGCUGGGGAGCGCCGGGCGGAUGUGUACGUGGGCGUGGAUGUGUUUGCUCGGGGGAACGUGGUCGGAGGCCGAUUCGACACAGACAAGUCGUUGGAGCUGAUCCGAAAGCAUGGGUUCUCCGUGGCUCUGUUUGCCCCCGGCUGGGUGUACGAGUGUCUGGAGAAGAAGGAUUUCUUCCAGAACCAGGACAAGUUCUGGGGCCGGCUGGAGCGCUAUCUGCCCACACAUAGCAUCUGCUCCUUGCCUUUCGUCACGUCCUUCUGCCUGGGCAUGGGUGCACGGAGGGUCUGCUAUGGCCAGGAGGAGGCGGUGGGGCCCUGGUACCACCUGAGCGCCCAGGAGAUCCAGCCCUUGUUUGGGGAACACAGGCUGGGAGAGGAUGGCCGGGGCUGGGUGAGGACGCACUGCUGCCUGGAGGAUGCCUGGCACGGAGGCAGCUCCCUGCUCGUCCGGGGUGUGAUCCCACCGGAGGUUGGAAAUGUGGCCGUGAGGCUAUUUUCCCUGCAGGCCCCAGUGCCACCCAAGAUUUUCCUGUCCAUGGUAUAUAAGCUUGAGGGGCCCACGGACGUCACGGUUGCUUUAGAGCUAACCACAGGGGAUGCCAGCAGCUGCCACAUCGGUGGCAUCUCAGUGUUGAACGCAGAAACAAGCUCAAGCCACAGCCUCCGGCCCCUCCGGGCGCCCCCUCCAAAGCUGGCCAGAUGGGUGGGUCGCUGCGGCCGGCAGCUGAGCAGGGGCUGGGUCCAGCACUGCUACGAGGUGAGCCUGCGUGGGUGCCUGCUGCUAGACCUCCUCGUUUGCUUCUCACGGCCGCCAGGUAGUCGGGAGGAGGAGAGCUUCACCUGUCGGCUUGGAGAGCUCCAGGUGGUGGACGCUGCCAGCCUGCUGGCCCCUCUGCCCCAGGUGGAGACCGUCACCAUCUCUCAGGUCCACUGGCAGCCGGCUGCCUCUGAGCGGGAGGGGCCCCCUGCUCUGCUCCAGCUCAGCUGCACCCUGCAGUGGUCCUUCCUCCUCUCACAAGUCCGCUGCUUCCGAAUCCACUACUGGGGAGGGACGAGUGAUGGUUCUCCGGGCAGGGAGCUGCCGAGGCCAGAGAUGCCCACGUUCCUGGGGUUGGCUUUUGCCACCCAGUACCGGAUAGUGGACCUGCUGGUGGAAGCCGCCGGGCCCGGUCAGGAUCGUCGCGUGGAGUUUCUGGUGGAGCCUGUCCUGAAGGAAGGGUUCCGGGUACCUCAGGCCGAGUGGGGCAGGGCGGCUCUGCUUUAUUCAGCCCCCGCAUGAGUGGAUGCUAAAGCCGGGUGGUCUCCUGGCCUCCGGCUGAGGCCUCUUCCCAGCUCUCUGCUCCUGGCCUGCGCUGGACCUGCUAAGUGCCGGCAGUGGCGGCGAGACCCCGGUCCCGGGGCUGGGGCGGAAGACCCCUAGCUGAAUGCUGUGAUUUUCUGGCCGGGGGCGGUGGAAACAGGAAACCAAGCAGUGGGAUCACAGCGUUGGUUACUGAGAGGCGAGUGGCGGGCCCUCUGUUUCUGCCUUGUCUCUGCCCACGGUACAUGGUUCCCAGGUGAAAAUCAAAGGAGGGGAAGAAGUUGAGAAGAGAAAAUUCCAUAAAGAGUAUUUCCUAAUAGGCUGCAAGAUGCUGAUGCUGAGAAUGACAUUUUCUUUCCUGCAGAUGAAACUAUUAGAAAGGCUCUUAGAUUGUGGCAGGUAGGCUUUGGAGCAGGCCCCAAGACGUUUCUGAGGAUGCGGACGAGCUACAGCAGCUCCUGGGGUGGGGCUGCCUGCGGGAUGGCGGGAGAGGAUGCCCUGGAGAACCCUCCCCGCGGUGGGAAGGGCCCGUUUCCCUGAGGAUUGGGCAUUCCGGGCCAGCUGGUGCCGGCUUCGUGCCUCCACGUGGGCCAGCCCCAGCUGCUGCGUGUUUCCUGGUGUUGGCAAUUUACUGCGCUGCUGCGUGUUUCCUGGUGUUGGCAAUUUACUGCGCUGCUGCGUGUUUCCUGGUGUUGGCAAUUUACUGCGCUGCUGCGUGUGAGGUCAUCUCCAGAGCAUUUUCAGCAGCCCCUGGCUCUGCUGCGUUUCUUCUGGGCUGUGGGCGUGCAGGGAAGUGGCUCUGAGGCAGUCUGCGCUGUGGCCCUUCCUCUGCCCAGCGAGAGGCUGUGGGCUCUGGACAAGCUGCCCUUCAGGCUCGGGUAGCAGGUCAGUCCAGGCAGGAAGCAGUACCUGCCCCCCACGCCAGCCCAGCCCCAGCCUGUGUGCAGGAGCUGCAGGACCUGUGGGGGCUUUUCCAGCUACUCUGUUCCUUCACGUCGUCCCUUCUCAGCCUCGUCCAAGCACCGGGGAGACCUCCAGGCUUACCCCUUGAGCAGGAGUCAGCACAGGUGCGAGGGGGAUUGAGGGAGGCAGGGUCUUCACCACAGGCCCCUUCUUCUGUCUUUCCUGCUCUUUCUGCUCGCCGUCUCCUCCCCUCUGCCCAGGCCUCUGCAGCUGCACCGCCUCUGCUACACCUGGGCUGCCUGGGAGGCUUCCUGGUGUGGUGUCUGGACCCCACAGCCUUGGGUCAUACUGCGGCUGAUCUAGGUGGGGUCUGUUGUGGUCCUUCCACGGUGUCAAUGGCCUGAGGUCCCUUGCUUUUGGGGCGUCUCUCACCCCCAGGCCACAUAGGGCCAGUGGUGGGGGUUCCCUUGAUGUUGGGCAGUGCUGAGGGCUGGGAUGCUCUGUGACCCCAGUUGGAGCCCACACCUAAGGGCUGGCAUCCACAUCAUUUCACCCUGCAGUGAGGGAAGAGGCCACCAGGUGGCAGCACAGCCACACCCGUUCCCAUGUCCGGAGGAGGGCAAGGCUGGGUGCUCAGCAGCCGCUCUGAGCUGGGGCUCCUUCCAGGGGCUGAAAUCCACAUUUCUCCAUCUUCCCUGCCUGCCUGGGUACUCAUGCCAAGUAGGGAGUCCUGGGAUUAGGGGUUCUAUGCUCUUGCCUAAUUAGGAACAUUCUUCCCUGUCUCAUGUGAGUUUGCCAAGGAUAUGGGGCAGGAGGCUUCCUCUGCUGACCCCCCUGCAGCCUGGAGCCACCCCGGGGACUGUCCUGGGUGGAGGGCAGGUGAACCCAAGCUGCUGCCGCCUGGAGCCACUCACUCAACUUUUUUCAGCUGUGACCAUUCCCGGGCGCUCUUUAAGCCUUUCUGUCUCAUUUGGAACUAGGGGGAACCAGGAGGGGCUCCUGGCCCGUGUCCUCUGCAGCGAGGGUUGUGGGGGUGCAGCAUCCAUGCCUUGGGGCUCGCCUUUCAUGAAGUCUAUUUUUUAAGUGCUGGCUCCCCCGAAUAUUUUAUGCAGAGGAGGGAAAAUUUAUAGUGGCAAUUAUUUUCUCACAGUCUGGUGAGCAGGCAAUUAGGAGGAAGGGGGCCUAGCAGAGCGUGGCGUGUGGCAGAAUCGCACUGCUCCGGCUCCCCAGCCCCACCGCCAUGCAGGGCUCGUGUGCAGGAAAAUUAAUAUGCCAGCGCUUAGGCCUGUGCCCCUCUGCUGGGUGUAACUGCUCUGAAAUAAAUGGUCUGACAUUGUGAAAAGUGCA